Messenger RNA from Penicillium cosmopolitanum, 846 nucleotides. RefSeq names its product endonuclease III domain-containing protein. Gene Ontology annotation, biological process: base-excision repair, AP site formation; nucleotide-excision repair; base-excision repair. The record is from RefSeq and is a predicted model, not a curated record. Lineage: Eukaryota; Fungi; Ascomycota; Eurotiomycetes; Eurotiales; Aspergillaceae. Gene Ontology annotation, molecular function: oxidized pyrimidine nucleobase lesion DNA N-glycosylase activity; DNA binding; DNA-(apurinic or apyrimidinic site) endonuclease activity. Bases 1 to 846 code for a protein of 281 amino acids. The transcript has a single exon. Gene Ontology annotation, cellular component: nucleus.
AUGUAUAACACCGUGAAGAAGAUGCGGGAGGAUAAUCCCACUGCACCGGUUGAUACGAUGGGCUGUGCGGAGCUGUACUGGCGAGCAUCCUCGCCGAAGGACCGUCGGUUUCAGACCCUCGUCGCACUGAUGCUCUCAUCUCAAACGAAAGAUACCGUCACGGCCGUUGCGAUGCAACGAUUACACACGGAACUCGGCGAGCAGGAUCCACUUAUCAAACCGGAAGUCAAAUUGGAGGACGAAGUCAAGAUCAAGCUCGAAGACGCAGAGGCGAAACCUGAGCCGACAAAGGAUAGCACGCUGAACCUGGACAACAUUCUCGCCGUAUCACCCACGCGCCUCAAUGAAUUGAUCGAGAAAAUCGGAUUCCACAACAAUAAAACCAAAUAUAUCAAAUCCGCCGCCCUCAUCCUGCGAGACCAAUUCGAAGGCGAUAUCCCGUCCACACCGGAAGGACUCAUGUCCCUGCCAGGCGUUGGGCCGAAAAUGGCCUACCUCUGCAUGAGUGCGGCAUGGGGUAAGCAUGAGGGAAUCGGCGUCGAUGUGCACGUCCACCGUAUCACCAAUCUCUGGGGCUGGAAUAAGACCAAGAAUCCCGAGGAGACUCGUAUGGCGCUUCAAUCGUGGCUCCCGCGCGAUAAGUGGCAUGAGAUUAAUAAGUUGUUGGUUGGGCUCGGGCAGACCGUUUGUCUGCCGGUUAAACGGAAAUGUGGGGAGUGUUACCUUGCUGGGACGAAACUUUGUAAGAGUGAGGUUAGGGGCCUUGCUUCGCCAGUUAAGACGGAGUCGAAAGUGAAGGUGAAGGAGAGUAGCGAGGAACCCAAGGUCAAAAUUGAAGUUGUAUGA